Scatophagus argus is the source of this 8781-nucleotide messenger RNA. RefSeq names its product syntaphilin b (gene snphb). The transcript has 6 exons. Gene Ontology annotation, biological process: neuron differentiation. Lineage: Eukaryota; Metazoa; Chordata; Actinopteri; Scatophagidae. The record is from RefSeq and is a predicted model, not a curated record. Gene Ontology annotation, cellular component: cytoplasmic microtubule; mitochondrion. The coding region runs from base 470 to 2917 and encodes 815 amino acids.
AGGACUAUCAUUUUCGUAGGAUGCGCCUGUGACGUGGAGAGUGUGAUGUGCAUCAGUGAUAUAUUUGGAGUAGCCGUGCAGGACAUGUGUGGAGCUCGGUAUUUAUUUGAAGCCGUGCGUCUUUCGCAAGGCGCAGGCUAUUUCCUGCCUGUUUAAUUUGGUGCAGCUGAUGGAUGCUGCGCAGUGCGCUCCGGCAGAUGUUAGUGCGUCUUGUCUUCCUGUGCGCCCAUUUUUGAGCGUGUAACUCUCCUGGGCCUUUGGGCGUCAGAUGCAUGUUGUCAGCGUCAUUGCAGGCUGCAUAGCGUACUUUUGUGGGUGCAUAAAGACGUCCCCGUCUACUUCUGUGGCCCUGCAUGAAGAAACAGCUCACUAUGUCUUAGACCCAAAGCUCUCAAUGUUGAGCUGAAGGACAGAGAGACAAAGCCAGGACAGAAGAAGCUAAAGGUUGUGCAAGAGGCUGUCAGGCCACAUGUCUGCCCCUGCUCCAGCCAAUCGGAGGUCUGGCUUGGGUUCUCGCCGGUUUGACUACUGCAGGUUCAUAGAGCUAGACUACGUUCCCAUGGAGACAGGCUAUAUGGUCUCAAUGCGUCCGACUAAAGGCUAUGCAUCCACCAAGUCACCAACUAAAGGAUACGCUGCCACCAAAUCUCCAGAUCGCCACAGCCGUUCAGCAAACUCUCCCUCCACCCCUCGCUCUCGGCGAACACCGGCCGCUCCCAGUAAUAGAGAUCCCUAUGGCAACGCCUCAGUCAGCAGCAGCAGCAACUCAAGCUCUUGUAAAGGUAGCGACUGCAGCCCCACCAAAGGACGUCAUCAGAAGUAUACGUCAUGUACGGACAACCAUGGGAUCCGGCCCCCUCCACCAGAGCAGUACCUCACACCCCUGCAACAGAAAGAGGUGUGCAUCCGACAUCUGCGGGCCAGGCUAAAGGAAACAAUCAACACUUUGCAAGACAGAGACACAGAGAUAGAUGAACUGAAAGGCCAGCUUUACAGGAUGCAGGAGGAUUGGGUUGAGGAGGAAUGUCACCGUGUGGAGGCUCAGCUGGCCCUUAAGGAGGCACGUCAGGAGAUCCAGCAGCUCAAACAGGCAGUGGACACAGUUCGUGCCAGGCUCAGUGAUGCUGGGGGAAUCAGCGGAGACAUAGGGGUCCAGAAGUACUUCCAGGACAUCAAUGCUCAGAACCACAAGCUUGAGAACCUUUUGCUCAACAUGGAGCUAGCCCAGGCUGGAUUAGCCAAGGAGGGAGAAGCCAUACCAGGCUGUCGGACCCGUGUUGGGGGUUCGGCACCCGCAUCGGUAUCAGGGGAAAGUCCAGGGGGAAUUCCCAAACCAGCAGUAGGAGGGAGAGGUUCUUGUUCGUGUGACGCAUCCCCAGCCCGUUCUCUGACCCGGAGCUCCACCUACACUAAGCUGAGUGAUCAGGCACUGGCAGACAGGAACGGCAAUGGCCCAGACUUUCCUUGUCUGUCUGGUGACGGCACUCAGGACAGUGGCUUUGUGUGCUGUGGGGAGAGCACUGUCCCCAGCCGGGCUGACCUGCUGAUGGAGGCGGCCUUCCUCUCUGAGGAAACAGCAUCUUUGCUCAAUUCCUACACACAGACCUUUUCCCACUCUCUGCCCCACUCUCUGCCCAACUCUAUGCCUCACACUUUCUCCCAUACCUUACCUCAUUCUUUUCCUCACAAUUUGUCCCACUCUGUGCCCCACACUAUGCCGCACUCCUCCACCUACGAGAAGCUGUGCACAGGCGAGCGACUGGCACCCUUUCGUUGUGGCCUGGGUGGAGGUGGCUGUAUGAGCCAUCCAUGCCUGUCCCACCACCACCUCUACCUGCAUCCCUUGCGGGAGACGGGCAUUCAGACUGAAAGCUGCCCCAUCCCUGCAACAGCAGGUUUCCCUUCCGACCUGGAUACCAUUGCAGAGCAACGCACUUUUCGCUCGCAGGCUUGCAGCCCAACCUCCACCUGGAUAUCUGAUGAAGGGGAUGAGGAGCUGGACUCCAUCACCACCACAACUUCAGUAACUACGGCAACAGUCAUGAGUACGGCCACAGAGCCAAUUCCAGUCUCCAAAACGCCACUGGUACCUCCUUUGCCACGCUCUGCUACUAUGGUGUGCUCCAUGGAAAGUCCCCCAUGUGGGAAAGAGGGAAUGGUGGAAGAGGAAAAGCAGGAGAAAGAGAAGAGAGAGAAGGAAUCUGUGGCAACUAAGAAGCAGGAAGAAACAAUAACAGUGAUAAAAUUCACAGAAGAAGGUCAGCAGACACAGAUGGGCUCAGCGGGAGGAAAUGAAGUGGAAGUUCAGGGUGCAGGGGAGGAGGAGGCAGCUCGAGGAAAACUGUGCAAUUUAGCAGAGACAUCAGCAGAGAAACAGUGUGAGCUCAUGUUUGGAGGAUGCUGUGAAGAAAGCAGACAGGGUAGGACAACAGUGAAAACAUCUAGCUUGGAAGACACACAACAAGAAGCUAGUCUUUCAGCAGGAUCAACCCAUGUAGAGGCAGCAGAGUCAUCAUUAUCAGGUGCUGAACAGCCUCACACCUCUCAGCCAAAGAGAUCUACCUCCCAUGAGGGGAUAGCUGGUGCCACUGUGGUGGAGGUUCAUGAUGAGAAUGAUGAUGAAGAUGAAACUAAAGAGGGUGCCACAGAAGAGGAGGGAGAGACAUCUAGCUCUGGUAAAAUUCAGAAAAGCUAUUGGAGUCGUCACUUCCUGGUAGAUCUGCUAGCAGUGGCCAUCCCUGUGGUGCCGACAGUGGCGUGGCUCUGCCGUGGUCCAGCCCGUGGUGGCCAGCCCAUGUAUCAUAUAGGGUCACUGCUACGCGGCUGUUGCACUGUGGCUCUGCACUCUCUGCGCAGGGGAGGUGGGUUGAGGCAUUACCCCGCAGGCGGGGGAGACCUAGGUGGAUCACUGAUAUGAGGAGAAUCUGUUCAGCAUCUCUGUGGUCUUGUAUUACGACCCCUCCUCUAAGGGGCUGGGUCCUUAGCUUGAUGGAAAAUAUGUUUAGUGUGAGCAUUUCUCAUCAAGGUUAAUAGCUGACGGGAGCAUCAGGAAAUUUGCAUUGAUGAGUAAGGUCUCUGACUGGCAAACUCUGUUCUGUGUGGUCCUGCUCCUUAUUGUCUCUCACCCACUGGUCUUUGCUGUUGCUACCAAGAUGUCUGCUAACACUACUGACUAGUGCAAAACUGAACAAGCUGAUUGAAAUGAAUGAUCAGUGCUUGGAUGCAAAAUGCCGAUUGUUUUGUUUUAAAUGCAGGGAAAUGUUAAAGGUUAACUGAUGUAUCAACCUAUCAGUCUGGCUCAUUUCUGACAUUUUCAAAUUAUCGAUUGAUGAGUGUGUACAUGCAAUAUUGUAUUUGUACUGUGUGGAAAACCACAUGGCUUUGUGAUCUGCAGUAGAUGAGCCACACUCUGCUCUUUGACCAGUGAGUGAUAAAUCCACUCUAAUUACAACAUUCUUCUCUUUUAGUCUUUGUUCAAGUUCAAGACUGAAAACAUGACAAACACCAAAAACAGAACUCAGGCUGAUUCUGAGGGUAGAAACACACCGUAACGCAGCACGGCUACCCAGAACUAGACUCUCGCCUGUUCUGUUAGCGGGCAUGUUCAGUGUGCUGACACAGCAGACAGCUUAUUACUGUUGUUUCUGUUCAUGACAGUUUGACGUUAAAGUUUGAGGAGUUUAUAAUGUCACGACGUGAGCGUUCAGAACAAUAAACAACACUGCAUUUAAACAAAGGUAUGGGUUGUUGGUGCGGUGUGCAACACUGCUUAACUGGCCAAACAAUCAAAUAUGUGGAUGCUGGGUGAUCAGAUGGAUUUCUGACAUGUUGGUUUGAGCUGUUUUCACAAUUUCCUUCAUGGCUACUGUAAAAAGAUCAGCGAACUGUAGUGAGCUGAAAUUAAGCUAGUAGGCGGAUAGCAUAGCUUAGCAGGACUGUGCAUGGGGGGACAAAGCUCUGUACAAAGUAUUAAAAAAACACUUUGUUUACCAGCACCUCAGAAAUGAGCUAUUUAACGUGUUCUAGCUAAAUGUUAGGUGCUGGUACUAUAUCUUCCUGGUAACAUUUAGAAAGAUGCAAGUGUAUUUCCCAAAACUAAUACUUUAAUGUGAGUGUUGCUGUGCUGUGAUUUAAAAAAAUAAACUUUACAAAUGAUCAGACAGGAUAAAAAUGAUCAGGGAGGGUCACCAUUAUCUGUGUAUGUAGUGGCUGGUGCUUAAACUAAAGGCAUGGCUUAAACUGCUUGGAAAGCCUGAAAUUGAUAUGUUUGAUCAGAAAUUGCUAUAUUUACUAUUUAUUAGAAAAUUGUUUACAGAACAAUGAGGUCAGUGAGGAUUUUUUUUUAGUCAUGAGUACAAUCACUGGCCCAUUUUACAGUACUCAUACUAAUAAAAAGUACAGCAUCUGUAUCCUUGGAAAUAGAGAGAAAUUGGUGUUUCUUUUUUUUGCUUUUAACAGAAAACACCUACAUCAGUUGACUUGAUGCCAUCUAAAUUCCACUCUUUCCAAGGGGAUAUAUUUACAUUUAUUUCUCCAGUGUCUUAGAAUUUGCUCUUUCAUUUCCCUCAGCCUCUUUUCUAUUCUAAUCAAAAAAGUCAAAACUUCAUAUAACUGAGGUGUGAGGGAUUUGUUUCUUCUCUUGGAGAUUAAUUGUAUCCGAUGACAGCUUGCUGUGUUUAGUGUGUUUCUACCUUCAGAGUAUAUGAUUACAUCUCCAGAUUCAGAUGCAAAAGCUCACACUUGAGUUCAGCAAGUCCACAGAGUUGGUCCCCAGUUAUUCUCCAGAUUUAUUCAACAAUUGAAAAUUGCCACAUAUUUUAUGACUGUGACCACACCUUACAAUGUCUGUUAUUCUACUUCUUUUUGUCUGUUGGUUUUUACUGUGCAGUUAUAGCCACAGCCUACAUAUAUUCUACAAUUCAUUGUUUUUGUCAACCAAAAGGGAGUAGGUCAACAUUUUGGAAAAUUUGCUUAUUUGCUUAUUUGAAAACUGAUUCCACUGUCAUGGUAAUUAUGAAGCUACAGCCAGAACAUGAUUAGUUUAGCUCAAUAUAAAGACUUGAAGCAGGGAGGAACAGCUAGCCUGGCUCUGUCCACCUGCAAGCACUUCCAAAAUCCACAAAUUAAAAGCAAAGAUCUUGUUUGUUUAACGAGAACACAAUGGAAGUGUAAAAAACGACAAGUUGUGUCUCGAGAAACUCUUUGUUCUUUAACGACACUUCUCAGGCAUUUUGUUUGACUUGUCUCUCCUUUGCAUAUCUUCUCAUCACAGUCUUUGUUCUUGGAAUUCAGGUUUUGAAAGAAACUAAUAAGAACGUGGACAUUAUGGCAUUAUGGAACUUUUUCCUGUACUCAGUCGUACGGUUGGUUCUUGGACCCUGGAGUUUGCAUUCAAAGCAAACUCAGCUGUACUCACUUUGGGCUACUUUGAUUUCCCACACAGGAAAUCUCUUAAGGAAAGUCAUCUGAUUAUCAGACAUGUGUUUCUAAAUUCUCACUGGCUCAGUUUGACUCUUAUAUGCAGAUCUGAAUGAAGUGAGUUGUGCUCAGUCUGUGCUCUGUGCUGUAAAUUUCUGCUAACUUAAUGCUCUUGUGGUGUAGUUUAGCUGUCACUCUGGUAGUUUGUAUUUCAAGUCCACUGUGCAAGAGUUAGUCAGUCACUGCAAAACAAUGAUAUGUUUAACAGCUCAUUCUGUAAAGCAUUUCUAGACAUAAAGUACUACAUGUUAGUUGACGCUCAAGUAAUCGAUAAGAUAUAUGGGUUGUAAUUGCAUCAGUUUUUGUUUUCUUUGUUUAACUGAGGUCUUAAGAGGACUUUAAAGAAAAGUGGCAUCUGAUGGCAAUUUCUUCUGUUUGCUGAUCUUAUGCAGAUGUUUAACUGUAUGCGUGAAAAGGGCAAAUAAGCAGCCUGCAACUAUAAAAUCAAAAUUCGUCUGUCAGAGACUCAUGAGCCAAAUGUCAAACACCCCAACAGAACCAGCAAAAAUAGUAUGACGUCAACUGAACUGUUCAGUUCUCUGGUGAAGAAGCAGCAUGUUUGGUUUUUUUGUUUGUUUUUUUUUUUUACUAUUCUGUUGACAUAUUUUGCACUAUUGCUCACUUUAUGAAUUUUAAGCAAUUACUUGAAAUUAAGAUUGUAUUAUUAUGACCACUGAGUUGUGACUGAUUGUUUUGUUGGUCUGCAGUGUCAUUUUGGUGAAGCGUAACUAAAGUAAUGCAGACAUUUCAGGUAGAUCAAUACAUGUCAUUAUUCCUGUGUUGUAAAAUCAGACUCUGGCAGAGAAUGAACAGUGUGUGUGCUACAUGGUUAAAUUAUGUAACUGUCAGUGACAGUCAUGACAAUCCUGUCUGUGUUUGGUUUUCACUUCAUUGAUUUGAAGGCUUCACAGCAGCAGCGCUCAUCAUUGCGUUAAGAUUCAUGAAAAAAUUGAAUGAAUGCCUUACAGACAUACGUGACUGUCUCUUCUCCACACACACUCAACCAUAACCUUUCCUCAUUGUCUAGACAUGCGUGCAUCAGUUGUGUUGACAUCUCCUGACUGUUUGAACCGCUUCGAUAAAGUGGAUUAGGAGGCUGAAAUGAUUUCAUGUUUUACAAAAAGCCAUAUAACCCUGUGGGGGAACAGGUGUGGGAAUGUGAGAUGUGGGAGGUGACCUCCUCCUCUGUAUUUUGGAAAAAAAAAAAAUCUUUGAUUUCUUAUGGUCUCAUUAAACACAGGCUGUCGUAACUAAUACAGGGUGAUGGGGAAAAGAAAGGCUAAAUUCAGCUCAGGCUUGUUUUGGGUAGCAGCAAUCAUCUCAACUCCCUUCAUUUACCUCUAUGCAUAACAGUCUACGCUUCAGCUGCAUUAUGUAAUCACAUGUGAGUUUCUGACCACUAAACUCUAGUGCACUGUUAUUAUUGUCAUUAUCACAGAGCUUCCAAAGUCCUGAAAGAUGUGUUUGUUAAUCUUGUCGUCCACUUUAAAUAAAAUAAUCACUUUUACACAGAAGAUAUCAUUUAAUAUUUUGCGCUCACCUAUCGUGAUAUCCUGCUGGAACAAGUUAUGUAUCUUGUCUUAUAACUAUGUUUCUUCUUACACAAGACACGUAGAUUGUGUUGUGUGCAAUAAUGCUCACAAGGUGACUUGAGCAUCACCAGUGGAAAUUAACUAAGGACAUUUUGUCAAGUACUGUAGUUAAGGUAAAAUUCUGAGGUACUUUUAUUUUACUUGAGUAUUUUCAUUUUCUGCUACUUCAUACUUCCACUCCACAAAUCAGAGGCCAAUAUUGUGCUUUUUACUCUGCUACAUUCAUUUGAUAACUUAAGUCACUAGUUACUUUACAGAUUUAAUUUAAUAAUACAAAAUAUAAUCAAUUAGUAGUAAGUAAACUAUGACGUGAUAUGAUAAAUUAAGAUUAGACUUUAUUGAUCCCUGAGACAAUCAGUUUACAGGGAUACAGUUUACCACCCAGAUCACACAGACAAACUGUAUAGCUACAUUAUACAGUACUACUGUGUUUACUAGCUUCAGAAUUAAAAUGAUGAACAUAUUAGUGCAUCAAUAAUUGUUAUCCAAUAAUAAUCACAAUAUAUAUGUAAUAUAUAUUAUUUUGAAUUAUGCCAAUCUACAUAAUGAAUACUUUUACUUGUACUUUAAGUAUAGUUUGUUGCUAAUACUUCUAUACUUUCAUUAAAAUAAAAAUAUAAAUGUCAGACUUAGAAUAAAAUAUUGCUACUUUUACUCAAGCACUUUUUCCACAUUUGUCGAUUGUACAAGUUGUGUAUCUCAUGUGUAGUCUGUAUUUGAAGUUUUUGUAUCUUUUUUUUUCAGGGACAGUGCAUAUUGAUCAACAUCUAUGUAAAUGUACCAGUCACUCUGGCGAAAGAAUUUCAGGACUUUGGUGACUCUGUAUCAGGUAGAUUUUUGUCUUUAUUUUUGUCUUUUACUUUUUGGUCCUAAUGGAAUUUGGUGAACAACAUUACAUCCUUUGUCCCCAGCAUUUUUCUGUCCAGUGGGUAAUAAAUGUCAUGGUCUGUUCUUGUUUAGAAUUGUGACACUUAAAUGCUUCAGUUUCAGAAGAGGCUUGAGAUUCAACACGGUGUGAUUGAUUUAUUCAUUAAAAGUUAAACUUGACUUUAUUCCAGUCAGUCUUUGCCAUACAACACACAUCUUAUCAUAUCAUAAUCCAUCCUAAGAUUAGCGUAGUGCCCAGUAGGCCAGUAUCCCGAGAGUGUCCUCUUCUGCAAGAGCAUGAUUGUGCCUCACAGAGACGUGGUUUUCUGUUUCUGUCCCAUAAUACACCUGGACUUUCUGUUGUGGUGUGAGUUUGUGUCAGUGUACAGUAUGUGGGCUGAGAGGGAUGAGUGGCCAUGUGACUGUAUCCUUAGACACAUGAUGCAGAAUAUUUCUUGGAGAAGACAGGAGGAGGUGGGGGUGUUUGGCAUUUUAUUUUGAUCAAUAAUUGAAUGUGUAUUGCCAUUAUAUGCUUUAUUCCUUGUCUGAUUGUCUUAUGUGUUCCAUAGCGUAUGUAAUGCUAAUUAAUGUAUACAGAGGUUGUACCAAGUCCUUUAACAUCUUACCAUUAAGGACAUUCAAUGCCUUGUAUAGGAAUUCAGCUAACAUUGAUAAUAUAUACAGAAUUAACUAUUUUAAUGGCAAUAGUUGUGUGUACAGUAUAUUGGUAAGCUACUUCUCAAUUCACACUCCCACCACACUGUAUAAAGAAAGACCAAAAGGCCCAAUAUUAAACAGCAUGGAGGAAGCAAUUCUGUUGUCUUCAUCUGUGUGUUUGUCUGAA